CGUCUGGGGGGACGAAAGCCCUCAGUCGACUCUAUGGGUGGAUGGUAUCUACGAUAAGUAUCUGUCGAUCCGGCCAAAUCUCGCAGCGGCGCUGGAUCGCCUUAGAAGGAACAUGAUUUGGUGCUGCAACCCUGUGUGUCCUUGCCGAGUGGGUUUAACCCCUGGGGAGGAAGACGUCGCAUGUAGUAGUAUGGGCUGGGUGUACCCGAACUACCUCUGGGUCGACGCUAUUUGCAUCGACCAGAGCAACAGCUCCGAACGAGCUCAGCAGGUAGCGUUGAUGCACGAGAUUUACACCAAGGCUUCUAGCGUCAUCGCAUGGGUCAGUGAAGAAGACGAGUAUACUGUUCCGGCACUCCGCUUCAUAUACGGCUUAUCCUCUCAGUGGGACGAGAAAGGAGACGUCGCCUUGGACGCCGUCCGACAUUUGGCACAUAAUUACGACUUUAAGCCAUUUUGGGUUGCGCUCGGUCACUUCUUUGCCAGGCCUUGGUGGGAGAGAAUAUGGAUCGUUCAAGAGUUCGGUUUGGCCUAGGAGAUUGUCUUUGUAUGCGGCCGGUGGGCUAUCGAGUGGGAGCAGAUGUGCAAAACGACCACACUUUUACUCAGCGACCAGACAGAUCUCCUCGAAGAGGCGAC
Molecule: messenger RNA, 639 nt
Organism: Chaetomium strumarium
Lineage: Eukaryota; Fungi; Ascomycota; Sordariomycetes; Sordariales; Chaetomiaceae
Product: heterokaryon incompatibility protein-domain-containing protein
Exons: 1
Coding region: 113-535 (140 amino acids)
Source: RefSeq, a predicted model, not a curated record